This is a messenger RNA of Choloepus didactylus (southern two-toed sloth), 3657 nucleotides long. RefSeq names its product scavenger receptor class F member 1 (gene SCARF1). The record is from RefSeq and is a predicted model, not a curated record. Lineage: Eukaryota; Metazoa; Chordata; Mammalia; Pilosa; Megalonychidae. Gene Ontology annotation, molecular function: scavenger receptor activity. The coding region runs from base 223 to 2814 and encodes 863 amino acids. The transcript has 11 exons.
CUAAUAGAAAGCCAUGCCUCCCCCGGGGCUCCCACGCCACCCCGCCCUCUUCCCCUGUCCCCAGACCCCAGGAACCUGCAGCUUCCUUCUUCUGCCCUCCAUCUAGGCUAAGACCAGCCCUGUAAGCCCUCACUCAGCCCUUGCCACCGGCCUUCCUUUCCCUGUCGUUUCUCUGUUGUCUGCUCUUCCCAGCACCCGCCAGCCCUCUCAGGGAGGUGCCUCAUGGCAGCCCGCCCCUCCAGCCUGGCUUCCUCAGGAAAAGCCUUGGGAGGAAGCAGGGAGGGGGUUGGGAGCUGUGGGGGCCAGACCAACCCAAGCCCUCCCGCUGCACUGGCCGCCAUGGGGCUGGGGCUACUGCUCCCACUACUGCUGCUCUGGACUUGGGGGACCCAGGGAUCCGAGCUGGACCCCAAUGGGCAGCAUGUCUGCAUGGCCAGCAGCCCCUCUGCUGAGCUCCAGUGCUGCCCAGGCUGGAGACAGAAAGAUCAAGAAUGCACCAUCCCCAUCUGUGAAGGGCUGGACGCCUGCCAGAAAGACGAAGUAUGCAUAAAGCCGGGCCUCUGUCGGUGCAAACCUGGAUUCUUCGGGGCUCAGUGCAGUUCCCGCUGCCCGGGCCAGUACUGGGGCCCCGACUGCCGUCAGAGCUGUCCCUGCCAUCCACACGGCCAGUGCGAGCCGGCCACCGGUGUGUGCCACUGCCACGCCGACCGCUGGGGCGGCCGCUGCGAGUUCACCUGCGCCUGCGGCCCCCACGGGCGCUGCGACCCGGCGACGGGCGUGUGCCGCUGCGAGCCGGGCUGGUGGACGCCCACGUGCCGCCGCCAAUGCCAGUGCAACCCGGCGGCGGCGCGCUGCGACCCCGCCACGGGCGCCUGCCUGUGCCAGCUGGGCUGGUGGGGCCGCCGCUGCAGCUUCCGCUGCGCCUGCAACGGCUCGCCCUGCGCGCAGGAGUCCGGCCGCUGCGCCUGCCGGCCGGGCUGGUGGGGCCUCGACUGCGCGCAGCCGUGUCAGUGCACGCGCGGCCGCUGCGACACCUCCUCGGGCCAGUGCGCGUGCCCGCCCGGCUUUCGCGGCGCGCGCUGCGAGCUGCCCUGCCCCGCCGGCAGCUACGGGGCGCGGUGCAAGGACAGCUGUGGCCACUGCAAGCAGAAUGAGCCGUGCUCUCCAGACACAGGCAGCUGUGAGUCCUGCGAGCCAGGAUGGAAUGGAACCCAGUGCCACCAGCCCUGCCCACCUGGCACCUUUGGCGAGAGCUGCAGGCAGCAGUGCCCCCGCUGCUGGCUUGGGGUGGCCUGUCAGCCAGACACCGGGCACUGUCAGCGCUGUGACCCUGGCUGGCAGGGGACCAGGUGUGAAGAUCCCUGCCCUCUUGGCACCUUUGGGGAGGGCUGUGGCUCUACCUGCCCCACCUGUGUCCAGGGCACCUGCGAUGCUGUGACCGGGGAAUGUGUCUGCAACGCUGGGUACUGGGGGCCCAGCUGCAACACAUCCUGCCCCCUGGGCUUCCAUGGAGUCAACUGCUCAGUUCCCUGCCAAUGCCCAGAGGGCGCCUGCCACCCUGUCUCCGGAGCCUGCCAGCUGGGCCUCGGCAGGCGGGACGUGGCCCUCCUCGCGGGCAUCCUGGUGCCUCUGCUGCUGCUCCUUCUGGGCAUCGCUUGCUGUGCCUGCAGCUUCUGGGCCGCCCGGACGGACCCCAAGGAGGGGCCAGCAAGGGACGGAGCUGCCAUGUCCAGGAUGAAGCUGCAGGCCUGGGGGGCCCUGAACAGCCUGGGCUCUGCGCUGCCCUGCGGUUCCCUCAGCAGCCACAAGCUACCGUGGGUGACGGUCUCACACCACGACCCGGAGAUCCCCUUCAACCACAGCUUCAUCGAGCCGCCCUCCGCCGGCUGGGCCUCUGACGACUCCUUCUCUUCCGAUCCCGAGUCUGGAGAGGAAGACGAGGGUCCCGCCUACUGCAUGCCACCCCAAGAAGGGAUGGUCUCGGUGGAGUCUCCGGAGGCUGGGCCGGCCCCUGAGGAUACCUCCACGCCUUUCACCAUCCCCCGUACCUCCAGCCUGGCCCGGGCCAAGCGGCCAUCAGUCUCCUUCGCUGAAGGCACCAAGUUUGCUCCACCGAGUUGCCGCGGCUCAGGGGAGCUCUCCAGCCCUCUCCGAAAGCCCAAGAGACUUUCCCGGGGGGCCCAGCCGGGUCCCCAGGGCCAGGAGGCCGAGGAGCCCACAGGCCCAGAACAAACAGAAACAGAAGAGGCCCCUGCUGGUGCCGCCAGCCCCAGAGAUUCAGCCACUGGCCGCCGGCGACUCCCGCUUGGUAGCCGGACAGUGGCUGAGCGUGUGGAAGCCAUAGAGGGCAAUGUCCAGGAGAGCUCAGGCCCUGUGACCACAAUUUACAUGCUAGCAGGGACGCCACGGGGAUCUGAGGGCCCCGUCCGGUCUGUUCUCCGCCGUUUUGGUAGCUUCCAGAAAGGCCAGGCAGAGCCCAAGGUCAAGAGUGCCAUCCCCAAGCCUCCACGUCGGGCCCUGAGUCGGAACAAGGGCAGCCCCGGGCUGGCGUCGAGCUCUGCCAGCCAGAGCCCCGGCCCGGCCCCCUGUGAGCAGCUCUCCGGGGCCUCAAAUUCUGUGGGAGCCGGGCCAGAGGAAGGGGCCCAGGGGCUGGGGGGUGGUGCUGAGAGCCCAGUGAGGGCCCAGGAGCCGGCCUGUGGGGCUGGCCCCCCAGGACAGGAUCCCCCGAAGCUGGCUGCAGAGGAAGGACAGGAGGAGCCCCAGUAUGAGAAUGUUGCUCCCAUCUCUGGGCCAUCGGAGCCCUGCGGACCUUGAAUUGGGGGAGUGGGAAGACUGUGGAGAAGGGGGACCCCAGAACUACCACUGGACCAGACUGCUGUGUGUGCUGGGAAAGGAUUGCAGGGCUGGGACAGACAUGCCAGAGGCCCCAUCCCUAGGGAGAAGUCAAAGGUUAAAGGAUAGGGUUGGCUUUGGCCCUGAUGGCACUCUGGGGAUGGGCCUGAAGGUUGGGGCAGCAACCCCACAAGCUAGGGGCCUGGGAGGGGGGCAGAUGGCUGCAGAGACUUUCUCCUUUAUACUGGACUCGGUUUGCCCCAAAGGACUAUUCUUUCCUUCAUUUACAAAGCAUUUUUCUGAAACUGGAAACAACCUAAAUGUUUGAUAAUAAAAGAUUAAAUAACGAUUUCUUAUGAUAGGUUUCUACACGACCACUAAAAAUCAUGUUGUGCAAGAAUAUUUAAUGAUAUUGGAGAAUGUUCAUGCUCUAUUGUUAAGUGCAAAAAGUAAGUUAUAAAUUAGGAUACACAGUCCAAUCCCAUUGUUUUCUUUUUAUGAACCUUAUUUCAUUUUGCCUCAGGAUACAUGUUUAAAAUUCUCCCUUUUGGGGGAUGUGUUGUGAUUAGUUUACCACCUUAGUUUUUUUUUUAAAAGAAGGAUGUAUGUGCAUUAAAAAAAAAAAGAUUCGAGAGGAAGGCAUCAAUGGUAAUUUUCUCUAGCAGAUGACAUUGUGGGUGAUAUUUAUUUUCUCUUAAAAGCUUUGUAUAAUUUGCAAAUUUUCUGUAGUGAACCUGCUUUUACUUUUUCACUAGAUUGAAUUUUUUUAAAAUUAUGAAAGUGAUACAUGUUCAUUGUUUAAAAUAAAAAAGUACUAACAUUGCA